AGGUGGAAGAAAGAAGCAGAUUCUGGGGAUCUCUUCCCACUUCUAGCAGCUUGAACAGCACCUGGCACUCUGGGGGCUUCAUGAAAGAGCCAGCACAUGUGAGACAGUGUGUGAUGACGUCAGUGGACUGCAGUUAUUGGGGCAAUCCCAUACUUUUGCGUGUCACCUGGAAGAAGCCAGAUACCUCCUCAUGCUGCUGACACAGGCAGGAUGGCAUUGAAUUCAGGGUCACCUCCAGGAAUUGGACCUUACUAUGAGAACCAUGGUUAUCAGUCCGAGCACAUCUAUGCCCCGAGGCCCCCUGUGGCUCCCAGUGGCUACAACCUGUACCCAGCCCAGUGCUACCCAUCUCCAGUGCCCCAGUAUGCCCCGAGGGUUACAACGCAAGCCUCAACACCUGUCAUCCACCCACAGCCCAAGUCCUCAGGGAUACUGUGCACCUCAAAGACUAAGAGAUCACUGUGUGUCGCCCUUGCCGUGGGCACUGUCCUCGCAGGUGCUGCUGUGGCUGCUGUUGUGCUUUGGAGGUUCUGGGCUAGCAAGUGCUCUACGUCUGAGAUGGAGUGUGGGUCGUCAGGCAUCUGUAUCAGCACUUCUCUCUGGUGUGACGGGACAUCGCAUUGCCCCAAUGGGGAAGACGAGAACCGGUGUGUUCGUCUCUACGGACCAAGCUUCACCCUACAGGUUUACUCAUCUCAGAGGAAAGCUUGGUAUCCCGUGUGCCAGGAUGAUUGGAAUGAGAGCUACGGGAGAGCAGCAUGUAAAGACAUGGGAUACAAGAACAGUUUUCAUUCUAGCAAAGGCAUACGAGACAGCAGUGGGGCAACGAGCUUUAUGAAGUUGAAUGUGAGCGCAGGCAGCAUCGACCUCUAUAGAAAACUCUACCACAGUGACUCCUGUUCAUCCGGUAUGGUGGUUUCCUUGCGCUGCAUAGAUUGUGGGAUUCGCUCAGUGAGACGUCAGAGCAGGAUUGUGGGUGGAUCCAUUGCAUCACCUGGAGACUGGCCCUGGCAGGUCAGCCUGCACGUUGAAGGAGUCCAUGUCUGCGGAGGCUCCAUCAUCACCCCUGAGUGGAUUGUGACAGCUGCCCACUGUGUGGAAGAACCCCUCAGCAGCCCAAGGUACUGGACAGCAUUCGUGGGAAUUUUAAGACAGACUCUCAUGUUCUAUGGAAGUAGACACCAGGUAGAAAAAGUGAUUUCCCAUCCAGAUUACGACUCUAAGACCAAGAAUAAUGACAUCGCUCUCUUGAAGCUGCAGACGCCUCUGGCGUUUAAUGAUGUGGUGAAGCCAGUGUGUCUGCCAAACCCAGGAAUGAUGUUGGACCUAGCCCAGGAGUGCUGGAUUUCAGGGUGGGGGGCGACCUAUGAAAAAGGAAAGACCUCGGACGUGCUGAAUGCUGCCAUGGUACCCUUGAUCGAACCCUCCAAAUGUAAUAGUAAAUACGUAUACAACAAUCUUAUCACACCAGCCAUGAUCUGUGCCGGCUUCCUGCAGGGCUCUGUCGACUCUUGUCAGGGAGACAGUGGAGGGCCGCUGGUUACUUUGAAGAAUGGCAUCUGGUGGCUGAUUGGUGACACAAGCUGGGGCUCAGGAUGUGCCAAGGCAUACAGACCUGGAGUAUACGGGAAUGUGACAGUAUUUACAGACUGGAUCUAUCAACAAAUGAGGGCGAACAGCUAAUCCACGUGGCCUUUGUCCCUGACUGCCUUCGUCUUCGACAUCCUUCUGCAAGAAAACCAAGGGGCUGAUUUUUAACUCCCUGAACAAUGUACCUUUUGAGAUGAUUCAAAGGGCCUUUCACUUUUAUUAAACAGUGACUCUCUGUGCUCGCUGAUCCUGUGCGGGCUUCAGCGCCCCACCCCCAGGCCACUUCUGCAGCUCCCAUCAGUCUGGAUACCAAUGGCUUUGGGCACACAGGGCCAAGUGCAGAAGAGAGUGGCACUCUCGUAGGAUUCCUUUUUGGCUCAUGCUCAGGCCUCUUUUGGAUGAGUAAGGACUGUGACCUCUGAGUAGCCUGAUGGCCUGAGAAAGAGUAGGGAGGCCAGGGGCCCAGGGACAGACACCCUGAGAGAGAGCUACCUCUCCCUAGCCUGUGGCCCAGAUCUCCUGUGCAGUUUGGGCUGGUCAUGCUAUGAUGAUUUCAUUAACAGCCUGGGUGAACAUGGCUAGGAGUAAAGGGCUUGCUCUCCUGCAUGUUUUCAUGACACCCUCUUCCAAGGGUGACAGAGCCUUUGCCAGGCUGAGGGCCUAAGCGGAACCCUCAGAGCAAGAAGCUAAUGAUGGCAUGUUCUUGGCUACCUGUCUCUUGGGUGAGCUCUACACAGUGUGGUUAAUUCUGUGUUUUGGCUCCCCACUACUGUUUCUCUCAGCCUCUCAGAGCCUGAAACUUACUUCUUAGCCUUAGCAACAGGAAAAGCCUGGUACCUGAUGGAGCCUGCAUUUUUUUGGUUAGACAUCUAGAGGCUGAGUCCGUCAGAAUCAGGGGCACUGAUUCCAGUCA
This is a messenger RNA of Psammomys obesus (fat sand rat), 2503 nucleotides long. It is a transcript of the gene Tmprss2, whose product is annotated as transmembrane serine protease 2. NCBI's taxonomy places the organism in Eukaryota, Metazoa, Chordata, Mammalia, Rodentia, Muridae. The record is from RefSeq and is a predicted model, not a curated record. Gene Ontology annotation, molecular function: protein binding; serine-type endopeptidase activity. Bases 211 to 1683 code for a protein of 490 amino acids. The transcript is spliced from 14 exons. Gene Ontology annotation, biological process: protein autoprocessing. Gene Ontology annotation, cellular component: membrane.